UGUUGUGAAUUUUAUAUUUCGCGUAGUGUUUACUUGGCAAAUUUUAUUACUUUCCGCGUAUACAACGUCACCGGGUCUACGUCCGUCGGCCGUAAAGUAUUUGUAACGCGCUAUUCUUAUUAGAAAUGCGAUGGAAACGUGCGCGUAACGAACGCAUAAGGCCGUAUUCUAAUGCGGUAAACGUAUCAUAACGUUUGUUUUCUAUGUGAUGCUACUGGUGAUCAGAGGCUAACGAUGCCUUUUAAACUGUUGAAGAAGACGCGGCAGUACAACGUAGCAUCGAAAAGCCUGUUCGUGAUCAGUGUGGAGUUGUUAGAUGGUGGUGUGGCGGAUUGUACGCUGUCGGUGGAUUCUACGGGGCAGGAAUGUCUGGACAACGUGUGCCAGCGGCAGGCGAUCAACCAGCCGGAGUUCUUCGGGCUCCGCUACGUGAACAGGCAGCAGCAGCCGCGAUGGGUGCAGCUGGAGCGUCCGUUAAAGCGGCAGUUGGACAAAUACGCAUCUUCCCACCAGUUGUACUUGCGUGUGAUGUACUAUGUGAUAUCGGGGACGAGUUUGAUAACAGACGAAGUCACUCGUAACCAUUACUUCCUGCAGUUAAAGAAUGAUUUGGUGGAGGGACGGAUAAUCUGUGAUUGUCAGCAAGCGGUUGUGUUAGCUUCGUACAGUCGGCAAGCGGAGUAUGGGAACCAUGACCGGGAGCGACAUACGGUGGAGUACUUGAAGAAUUUAUUGACGUUUCCGAAGCAGAUGCUGGAUAACGGGCAGUUGAUUGAUGCGAGUACACUGGCUGAGACGGGGAAGUUAGAAUGGCUGACUGCUGCGGUCAUACAGCAUCAUAUGGCGUUGCAUAACAUGUCUCAGGCUCAAGCGGAAGAAGGCUUCAUCACUACGUGUCAGCAACUGCGAGGGUACGGCCAAGAGCUAUUCUCAGCGAAGGACGCGGGAACUAAUGAGGAGGUCACUAUCGCCGUCUCGCUCACUGGUAUCAGAGUACUGAGCGAGAAUAGCGACACGCCACAUUUCUACAGAUGGUCAGACAUCACAAUAGUGAUAAAUCGCAAACGAACGUUCAGCAUCGAAUGCCAGCGAGCGAACGAAUCCGCGUCUUUCUUACUACCAAGUCCAGAGGCCGGCAAAUAUGUCUGGAGGAGCUGCGUACUACAGCAUACUUUUCAUAUGAGGCACCAACAGGCGUUGAAUGCUCCACAUGAUACCACUACUAACUUCCAGCAGGAAAUUGGCCUCUCAGACAGUCGCGAAGAACUAGACUCCAGAGAAGCCAGCAGUUCACGUUUGGAGUCCAGUUUGAGCCUGUCACAUCGAGCACACUCCACCUCCUGUCUAGAGCUGAGAGACGCACUUCCACCAAGGGCCAGAGCGCAGCUACCCCAAUACCGUCCAGCGCCCGACUACGAGACCGCCGUCCAACAGAAGUACCAGCAACAACGCGCUGAAGCACAACUACGCUACCAGAACCACCACGCCGUCGCCAAACCACUCGCAUACGGCUCACACCCCGACAUACACCGCAUACACUACCCCGACGUCACCAGGCAUACAAUCAACCAGGCCGCCGCUACAGAUGACUACUUAUAUGGACUGAAGUACAUGAAUAAUUACCAAAUAGCGGUCCAUCCAGACGUCAAACCAAUGCAUUAUGUGAACGUGUACAAACCGCCCCCGCCUUACCCCUCAAAUGGUCUGGCUUCAAACUCGACGCCAGACUUAGCUGUGGCCAGCCAAGCUCUCAACUACCACAGGGGCUAUAUCAACUCCCAUGUGUCAGGUUCUAGUCCCGAUUUAGUCUCAACAAGAACUGCUUUAAAUAGAUUAGGUUACAUACCUAAUCCAGUGGUAAAUUAUAGGCCUAAUGUUAUGCCACAUGGCACGUAUAACAAUCUUAAUUCAGUCCUAAAUCAUAAUCCACAUCACAUGAUCGAUCAACAUAUCUCUGAUAACAUACAGAAGGUUUAUGAUGAGAGAGGGAAUAUUAUGUACUCCAUGCCCAUGCAUAGACUAAAUUAUCAAAGGCAUUUAGUGUUACCACAACAGCAAAUAGCUUCUGGCAAACUCAGCGAUACUCAAGAACCGAUUUAUGAAAACGUACCUUUACCGUGGCAAGACAAAGUCACUAUGAGAGACCGAGCACAAAGCUUGACAACUACGGAUGAAAUAAAUAGACUAAACGAAAGAAAUGGAAGCCAUCCGACUAUAAAUAAGUAUGGGAACCAUUCUAAACCUUUACUAAACGUGCCUUAUCAAAUAAAAGUCGAACCUGAUAGUCACUACGUCAACGCACAAAUCAUAAAAGGUGUCCGCGAAUCCAGCGUACCUAAAGACCUAAACAUCUCAAAUAGGUCUAUAAACAAAGACGAUUUCGAGAACGUUGCUUUAUCGAUCGAUAAAAUGUCUUUAAAUAACGAUAAUAAUUACGACGAAACUCCGUACCAAAGUCUCUCGACACACCGGGUGUCGAACAACAAUACGAUAAAAACGAACGAUAACGUGACAAGUAUAAGCGUGCCCGAUAUACGCGUGAACGACUCAGCUUUGUCCAGUUCUGUCAUGAAUUCGACUUAUAGCACUAGCGUGGAACUAGACUCGACUAAGAGCAGUGUUACUAUGAACGUGAGUAGUAACAGUAACGUGAGCUCGAAGGAGAAAAAGAGACGGAGAUGGGGCGUUUUCAUGGGGAGGAAAGAGGUGAAAAGUGCGACUUUAGGAAGGGAUCGAGCGAAGCCGCAGCCCCAGCCGGCGAAUAAGCACCGGUGGUCGACCGGCCUGCCGAAAUUUCAGCCGCUACCGCCCAGUAUUACCAAAGAAACUAUGUGCCAACUUCUAGAACGCAAGAUGUCUGACGAUCAGCUCUCAUUCGCCUUCGAGCAAAUCCCCAAAGGCCGCGCGACCGGGGGCUCGGUCCGCACGGCGCUUUUACCCCAGCACGCUGCCCUAAACGGUCUCAGCACCGACGAUUUACCCUAUGAGGAUAAUAGGGUGAAGCUACACCCUACGCCGGCCAACCCACAUGGGUAUAUGAACGCGUCACACAUCACGAUGACCGUGGGCAGCACGCAGCGAUUCUACGUAGUCGCAAAGGUGGAUCAGAACGUUCCAGCCGCUAUGUUCUGGGAAUGCGCGUGGCAGGUCGGCAGUAGGCUACUGGCUCGCGUGGGCGCUGAGCGGCCACACUAUUUACCACCUGAAGACUGUACUGCUGACAUUGGCAAGUUUCAAGUAACAUCGAUGCGUGAAUCCCGCGCGUCUUGGGGUGGUUCAGUUCAAUUGAGAGUACGCUGUGGCGGCCGGUCCAGAACAGUAUGGCACGUUCAUUAUAGGUUGUGGAACGAACCCGCACCUGAACUCGUUCAACCUUUUCUCGAGUUUCUAGCUGAACUGAACGGUCUUCGCCUAGCGUGUGAGACCGAAGCCGACGCACUGGGCGGCCACAACGCGCCUCUCCUCGUGAGCUGCGCGGGCAGCACGGCGCGCGCCGGCGUCGCUACCGCCGCCGCGCUCUUACUGCACAUUGUCGACUGUAACCAGGAGCUAGACAUCCCGCGCACGAUGGGAUUACUGCAUCAGCAGCGAGCCAACCUCAUCAGCAACGUGCAACAAUACAAGUUCCUCCACCAACUGCUCUUGCAUUAUCUCAAGCAAUCAAGACUCAUCUGAACCUAUCUCGAGGUAUUAGUAUUGGUAUUUAGACCACGAUUUGGAGGUAUUUAGACCAGUGUCCCAAGCAAUCCUGAGCUAAGGUAUUCUGACCGCGAUCCUGAAUUUCUGAGGUAUUCUGACCGCGAUCUUGAGUUUACUAGGUAUUCUGACCGCGAUCUUGAGUUUGCGAGGUAUUCUGACCGCGAUAUUGAGUUUACUAGGUAUUCUGUCCGCGAUAUUCAGUUUACGAGUUAUUCUGACCGCGAUAUUGAGUUUACUACGUAUUCUGACCGCGAUCUUGAGUUUACGAGGUAUUCUGAC
Molecule: messenger RNA, 3978 nt
Organism: Leguminivora glycinivorella
Lineage: Eukaryota; Metazoa; Arthropoda; Insecta; Lepidoptera; Tortricidae
Gene: Pez
Product: tyrosine-protein phosphatase non-receptor type 14
Exons: 11
Coding region: 235-3675 (1146 amino acids)
Biological process (GO): protein dephosphorylation
Cellular component (GO): cytoskeleton
Molecular function (GO): protein tyrosine phosphatase activity
Source: RefSeq, a predicted model, not a curated record